AGAAAAUCCCAGAACAGCUGAUUGGUUUCUAUUGGUUGCAGGGUAAAAGAUCAUUCUACAGAAGUACUUUCUUCUUGCACUCCUUCCUAAACAUCUAAGUGAGAUGGGAAAGGUUUGCGCCAUUUUUGGAGGAUCCCGGGGAAUAGGAAAAGCUGUCGCAGAAUUACUGGCACAGAAAGGCUGCCACCUGGCGAUUAUUGGUCGAAAUCUGGAAGCAGCCCAAGCCACUGCACGGAGUCUUGGUGGGCAUCUGGCAAUUAAGUGCGAUGUAUCCAGUGAACAAGAAGUCCAAAAUGCUUUUGAGGAGAUGCAGAGGAAUUUAGGUCCUGUUAACUACUUGGUUAAUGCAGCUGGGAUCAACAGGGAUGGUUUGUUGCUGAGAACCAAGCCUGAAGAUAUGGUAGCCCAGAUUAACACUAACCUUUUGGGAACAAUGUUGACAUGCAAAGCUGCUGUAAAAAACAUGAUUAAGCAACAGGGAGGUGCUAUUGUCAAUAUAGGCAGUGUUGUAGGACUUAAAGGCAACUCUGGUCAAAGUGUAUAUAGUGCUACCAAAGCAGGAUUAGUUGGAUUUUCACGAUCCCUUGCUAAAGAAGUAGCGAAAAAGCAAAUUCGAGUCAAUGUGGUCGCUCCAGGCUUUAUUCACACAGAGAUGACUGCUCAUUUGGAAGAAGAUCAGUUGAAGCAAGCAAUUCUCCUUGGAAGAUUUGGAGAGCCUCGUGAAGUUGCACAAGCUGUUGUCUUUCUUCUAGAGACCCCUUAUGUUACAGGGAGUAUUCUGGUUGUAGAUGGGGGCUUGCAGCUUAUGACUUAAAUACUACCUUCAAUAAGAACCGACUUUGGUAAUAUACGUAUCUAUAUUGAUCAAAGGGAGAGGGGUGAAAAUCAGUUGAAGAUGGAUAUAUGUAAUUGACUUGACAUUACUUAGCCGGAAGAGAAAUUCAGCAGUGUUAAAGUCCAGUGUGUAUAUUCAGCUACCUGAAAGAGUUCAUUUGGUAUUAUGAAGUCUGUGUGUGCGGUAAAAGGAGAGAGCCUGGAAAGAAAGUUCUGUGAGGACAAGGCUGUGAUUUCACAAGGCAAUUGUGUAUGUAACAGUUUGAAAAAGAUCUGUUUUUUUACUAUGGUGAUAGUUUUAAGUAACAUGCUGAUACUUUUUUAAAGCGCUAUAUUUUCAUGAAGUCAUAUUCUGAAUUUGGGAUAAAGUGGAGAUUUUAUUCAAAUGAUCAUGUUACAUUAAAGUUAAUAGAGUGUGGAGGCAUGUUUAUUGGUUGGCACAUAUGAUUGCAUCAAGCUCUUCAUGUAGGGCAAAGACUGCAAAUGGCAUAAUUUUUUAUUCUCUUCAGCUAGUCCCUACAAAGUUUCCUUUGGGUUUUUGUUUGUCUGUAGCUAACACUACAAAGCCGUGAACUUCUGGUUCUUAAGUAUACCUGCAUUGCCUUUAGGACAUUUAAUUAUAUGCAGUAUGCUUUUAUAAAGACAGAACCUGCUUGAUCCCUUUCUUGAAUGUAUGUACAGCACUCAAUCCAGUAGCACUUGUGUGUGUUUAUAUACGUUGAAGGACUGUUGCUUCAUUGUUGGAGUUGCUGAUUUCUGUAAUAUUCUGAGUUUGAUCUGCACAUGCACUGGUGUGAGCAAUACAGCUGCAGACCUUGCUGCACAAAAGAAUUUUCAGUGACUCAGUAGAUGUUUAAAAAACACAUAUCACUUCAAAGUGUGGAGUCAAGGUGUUUUGCUGUAUAUCUUCUUGAACACUCAGCUCAACUGUUGUGUUGAUGCUUUUUAAUAUGUAUGUAUAGUCAAUAAAAUAACCAUUUAUUUUAUUCAAAA
Molecule: messenger RNA, 1827 nt
Organism: Pezoporus occidentalis (night parrot)
Lineage: Eukaryota; Metazoa; Chordata; Aves; Psittaciformes; Psittacidae
Gene: CBR4
Product: carbonyl reductase 4
Exons: 6
Coding region: 104-814 (236 amino acids)
Molecular function (GO): oxidoreductase activity, acting on the CH-OH group of donors, NAD or NADP as acceptor
Source: RefSeq, a predicted model, not a curated record